This is a messenger RNA of Hyposmocoma kahamanoa, 3973 nucleotides long. RefSeq names its product ras GTPase-activating protein 1 (gene vap). Gene Ontology annotation, molecular function: protein binding. Bases 191 to 2983 code for a protein of 930 amino acids. Lineage: Eukaryota; Metazoa; Arthropoda; Insecta; Lepidoptera; Cosmopterigidae. The record is from RefSeq and is a predicted model, not a curated record. The transcript has 19 exons. Gene Ontology annotation, biological process: regulation of GTPase activity.
UUUUCCGCCAAUAUAAAGGUGUGUUUGGGGUAGUUCGAUAGCAUACACUUUUUGUUUCUAUUGUAAACACGUUCUGGAGAUUUUGUUGGGAUUUUUGCGGUGGUUUGGAUUUGAAUAAUGUGUGAGUCAUUGGCGUUGCCCGGACGAAUUUAAGUGAGCCGUUUGAGUAUUGUGUAAGCUAGUUGAAAAUAUGGCUGAUUUGAUACGUGUGAUGGGACCUAUCGGACCCCCUGUGAAGGAUAAGUUGGGAUCACCUUCCACGGAAUCCGAGGAUGGUGGCGGAGACAUUGCAGAACUGGCUGUUGACCUGGAGCUGGAUGAACCAGAUGGACCUAGUACUAAUGGAGAACGUCAAGCAAUACUAGCUCCUCCAGAGACAGAAUGGUAUCAUGGAAGGCUGGACAGAUAUACUUCUGAAGAACGCCUAUGGGCCGCUGGCAAACAUGGAAGCUAUUUAGUUCGGGAAAGUGAUCGCAAACCUGGCUCAUACGUACUGAGUUAUUUGGGCCGCACCGGAAUAAAUCAUUUCAGAAUAACAGCGGUAUGCGGCGACUACUACAUCGGUGGUCGCCAAUUCGAUUCCCUGGCAGAGUUAGUGGGGUUCUACAGCCAUUGCUCUGAUCUGUUGAAACGGGAGAGACUUGUAGAACCGGUACCACCUCCAGAACCUGUUAACGAUAAAAAGAGAGUGGUGGCUAUACUUCCAUACACGAAAAUGCCGGACACAGACGAGCUUACAUUCCAAAAGGGAGAUAUUUUUUUCGUGCACAAUGACAUGGGCGAUGGGUGGUUGUGGGUUACGGCUCAUAGAACGGGAGAACAAGGCAUGAUAUUUCGAGAACUUGUCGAAGACCUGGACCCCUCAAUCGAUCCAAACACGGUGUUUUCUUGGUUCCAUCCGAAUUGCACUAAGAGCGAAGCAGUUGACAUGUUGGUGAAAGCGGGCCCAGGUAGCUUCCUUGUCCGACCCUCCGACAACUCUCCAGGGGAUUAUUCGCUUUUCUUUCAUAUAAACAAUCAGAUACAAAGGUUUAGAAUUGAGAAGAAAGGAGUAAGGUAUCUCAUGGGCGGACGCACAUUUGAGUGUCUGGAUGCAGUGAUUAAUCGAUAUAGGAAGGAGCAGAUUGUUGAAGGACAUACUUUGGGACAACCACUUAUAGCUGAAGGUCACCAAAUAGAACCCCAACAAAACACCACAGGCGCCGCCGCAGAAAAGAUAUAUGCAACAUUACGAGAAUGUAGAGAUCAGAUUGGUCUAAAGAAGAUGAAAGGAAUAAAACACCAGGGAUAUCUUAACAAGAAAUCUGAUAAAGGAGCUAAGAAGUGGAAGGCGUUGUACUUUGUACUCCUGCAGGAAGGUACUGAUACACAUUUGUAUUUCUACGAUUCGCCGAAGAGAACGAAGCCAAAAGGAUUAAUUGAUUUGUCUUGCGCUUAUUUGUACCAGGUUCACGAAUCCCUGUGGGACCGUGAGUUCUGUUUCCAACUGGUAGAGCGAGCUCUGCCGUGCCUUUCUACGCACACCUUCUUAGCUGCAAACAGCGCGGCUGAGGAACGCGCCUGGCUGGACGCUUUACGUCCACUAUGCGUUCCGCAACAGGCACGCCAUCAGUGCAAGGUACCUCGCGUAGUGUGGCUACGCGCGCUUCGCAUUCGCUGCCUGACCGCACACCGCUUGCCGGUGCGCCUGGCGCCGCGGCCCUACCUGCGCCUAACGCUAGGCGCCGCACCCGUCGCGCGCACUAAGCCGAGACCUUCGCCGGACCCUAGAUGGGACGACGAGUUUGUUUUCGAUGACGUCCCUCCAGAUGUGACAUCGUUCACAAUCACGGUUCAUAAUACCGGAAAGCGCGGAAAGGAGUCCGAGGUGGCAGAAUUAACAAUAGAAUUGGCGAAUCUUGCCAACGGUGAAGAGAUAGAGGAAUGGUAUCCCCUUGUAGGUAUGACACCUAUUGGAGAAUGGGGGUCUUUAAGGCUGCGUAUUAGGUACAUGCAAGAACUAGUAAUGCCUCGCGAAGAAUACAAUCCGUUGCGUCAGCUGCUACUAGAACCGGGCAUUCCAGCUGUGAAGGCGUUAUCCGACCUUUGCCGCACCGAUCGACAACCGUUGGCUACUUCGGUACUACAUGCGUUUGCCGAAUGCGGGCGCGCCGCAGAGUUGGCCCGCGAGCUGGUCAGUGCAGAGGUGGCGCGGGAGACGGACCACAGGUCGUUGUUCCGCGGCGCCUCUUUGGCCACGGCCGUCGUCGACGAAUUCAUGCACUCACAGUGCAAACAGUUCUUACAGGCGGCCAUUGUCGAGACAGUGCAGAAGUUAAUAGAUGCAAAGCAAACAGCUGAACUGAACCCCACGAAAAUGGACUCUCCGGACGACGCUUGCAACAAUGCCGAGUUCUUACUUAUGAUCCUUGACCAGAUAACAUUGUCAAUUUUCACUUCUCCCGAAGCCUGCCCGCGGCCUGUACGAUACUUGUGCGGCUGCCUACAGCGCGCCGCUGUUGCGAAGUGGCCCAAUGAAAGAUUCGUACGCACCAGAGUUGUUUCUGGCUUUAUUUUCCUGCGCCUGAUCUGUCCGGCGCUGGUGGAGCCGCGCGCGUGGGGGCUGGUGAACGUGGUGCCCCCGCCACACGCUCAGCGGUCGUUGCUCAUGGUCGCUAAGUGCCUGCAGAACCUUGCCAACCUGAUCGAGUUCGGGGCUAAGGAACCCUACAUGGAGGUCGUGAAUCCGUUUAUUCUAAAGAAUAAGGAGCGGAUGGUUGUAUUCUUGGAUCAACUUAGUUCAGUGCAAGAGCCUGGGAAUCCACCGCAGACUUCCAACAACGUUGAUAUCGCAAAAGAAUUAGCAACGCUCCACCACAUCUGCGUGUCACACCUAACCGAGCUACAAGGGCUGGCGAAAACCCAACCGGCCAUCAGGAAGUUGGUGACUGUCACUGAAAUGCUCACCAAACACAAGCACAAGUAUCUGGAGAUGAUCAGAUAGAAUACGUUUAAUUUUAACACAGGGUAACAAAUAUCUUCACCGGCCGCGCGGUAGCAGUAGUAUAGUAGUCCUCGAGCUUAGGACGGGGCGUUACGGUGGUUUUACACAACUACAACACAACGCAUUGUGCUGCCAUCUACAGUCGCGUAGUCUUUUUUGGCUUUAGCUUUUUAUUUAUGCUGACUCUCAGAUUGGUUGAUAAAAAUCUUGUUCUAAUGUUAUACCUAGAGUUUAAUAACUACAUCGCUAUUAGGGGUUGGAAUUUGCCUGAAGAUACGCAUGAGUACCACGUCCAUAUGGGAUAUCGUUAACACAUUUCUGCAAGAUGCGUUUUGUGACAAGAGUGGACUUCAAACCUAAAAAUUAAAUCAGAACUACAACCAUUCUUUUCAUAGUUAGUUCUCAGAUAAGGAAUAGAACUUUAAAAGAUUUCAAGAAUCCUCAAUAACAAGUAUAACAUUACUGUAAUUAUUACCCUCUAUUAGGUUGUCAUAUUUAUUAAUUACAAAUUCUGUUUUUUAAAUACGCAUUUAUGUAAAUGCAAAAAUUUUAACAGUUAGCAGAAGUAGCAAUUUAUAGAGUCAGCAAAAGUCGCAUUAAUACGAAUUUGUUUUCCAGUUUCGUCGUGCCAAACUCACGCUAGCUAAGUGUGGUAUUAAAAUAAUUAAAAAACUCGGUAAUUAUUAAUUUUCAGUACUGUUUUUUAAUGCCCAAUCUUUGUGACGAUUGCGUUGUUAACCUACUUCAUUCUAAUGUAUUAAUUGAAUAUAAUUAACAUUAUAUUUUGUCGCUUAUCUCAAAAAAGCUCCUUCGUAAUAUUUUUUUUAUUAAUCAGUGCAUCAAUUAAAAGUUUACCUAGUUGAUAUUAGACGUGGCUAGAGUGAAUAACUCCAAAGUUUGGAAUUUACAAAAUAGUGCUUUAUUUAAAAUGCCUUCUGAUUUGAAUUAUAAGCGAAAAUGAAUUCAAACAGCUCUCUAGUGUUUAAUUGU